Messenger RNA from Danio rerio (zebrafish), 3221 nucleotides. Lineage: Eukaryota; Metazoa; Chordata; Actinopteri; Cypriniformes; Danionidae. The record is from RefSeq and is a predicted model, not a curated record.
CAUUAAGUGUUAUAAAGAAUAUAAGUAUACUUAUUGUACACUGUACUUAGAUCGUGUGAAACUCUCGGGAUAUCCAGUAGGUGGCAGUAAGUAAACUAAGGCGCUGUCUGAUCUACUCCACCAGAAGAAGAGGGAGAUUCAAAACAGCUGCUGCUGUGCCAGCUAUAAAGUUUCCAGCAUGCAUGCUUUUGGAAUCCAAUGUUCUCCAUCCCUUCCUCACCUUAGCCCUGUCGAUAAUGUUGUCUCCAAGCAACCCUUUUCUGAAUAUGGUUGAGGGGGUGGAGUCCGUCAUUGGGAGGCGUGGCUUUCAAGUGAUCUGGAAUGUACCAACAGCUCGGUGUCAGCGUCGAUAUGGAGUCUCCCUGCCACUUCAGCAGUACAACAUCAUACACAAUUCACACCAGAGAUUUCAGGGUCAAAAUAUGAGCAUAUUUUAUCAGCGCCGCCUGGGCCUCUACCCUUACAUCAGCCGUGAAGGGGUAAAAGUCAAUGGUGGCUUACCUCAAGAGGGAUACCUAAAGGCUCAUCUAUCAUUAGCAGGAGUGGAGAUCAGGGAAAAGCUGAGGUCGAGCUUCAGUGGAUUAGCAGUGCUAGAUUGGGAGGCAUGGGAACCUGUGUGGAAGUGGAACUUCGGGACCAGAAUUGUAUAUCGGAAACUUUCUAAAAAGCUGGUUAGGUGGGAACAUCCAGAUAUGUCUGAAGAGGAAGUUAAAUCCAAAGCAAAACUGGACUUUGAGUUAGCAGCAAGACAGUUUAUGGAAGAGACUCUGCGUCUUGGGCUUCGCCUCUGUCCAGAGGGAUUAUGGGGGUUUUAUGGUUUUCCAAGUUGCUAUAACAACAAUGGGCAAGGACAGAGCGGGUACACGGGGAAGUGCCACAAUGGCACAGAAAUUUUAAAUGAUAGACUGGGGUUUUUAUGGCAACAAUCCACUGCCCUGUAUCCAAGCAUUUAUUUGUGGCGUAAACUGGCCGGACACACACACGCUCAGCUAAUGGUGAGACACCGUAUUCUUGAGGCCCUCCGAGUGGCUUCCCAGCAUUCACCUGGCAGUGAACCACUUCCUGUAUUUCCCUACACCCGAGUGGCAUUCAUACACUCAUUGACGUUUCUGAAUCAGACAGAUUUGGAGCACACACUUGGUGAGAGCGCAGCUUUAGGUGCCGCAGGAGUUGUGUUAUGGGGUGAACUGAGUUUUGCAAAAUCCAAGCAUCAGUGCACUCUCUUGCGUGAUUACCUGAGUUCAGUAUUAGGAGAGUAUAUCACCGCCCUGCGGGCCGGAGUGACGAACUGCAGUGAGAGACUGUGCAACGCCCAGGGACGCUGCUCUCGAUGGGACCCUCACUCACAUCACAUGAUCCCACUACUUGGUCCCCAUGAUGCCCUUUCUCUCAGUGACAUGAGGUCAAAGUUCAAGUGUGUCUGUUAUGAAGGAUGGAGUGGAGAAAAGUGUGAGCAUAGAAUUUCUUAAAAACACAUAAUUUCUGGACUUCAUCUCUGAUUAUAAACAAAGAUGUGUUCGAAAAAUCUGAGAAAAGGCAAAAGUACAGAACUGUACUAACAGGAACGCUCCACUUUCUUGGAAAUAUGCAAAUUUUACGUGUCCCCCACAGUUAAACUAUUGAGUUUUACCAUUUUUGAUUUUCAUUCAGUCACUGUCUGGAUUUAGCAGGGACACAUUUAGCUUAGUUUAGUAUAAAUCAUUGAAUUGGAUUAGACUAUUAGCAUCUGGCUCAAAAAAAAAAAAAAUAGUUUGAUAAUUGUGAAAUAUGAAAUAUUUAAAUUCAAAGUUUUUGAAAUGUUAGCAUCAAUAUGUUAGUUUUAAGAUAUAUAUAAGCUAGUGAGCUCUAAAACAGAACAAAAAACACAUUUAGCUGAUCUAAACAAGUAAAGCUUGUAGUCUGUCAUUUCCACCAAAAUGGAUCAAUUCUUUUUUUUCAGGUCACCUUAUAUCUAAAUUUCUCAUCAAAUCUCGACCUAUCAAAUGCCCUCUAAAAUGCCCCACCCCCUUCAAGACGCUUCUUAUUGGCUUUUCAUUUGAUGUGCUUGAGCUCAACCACUUUUAACGGCAGAGCUUUUUUUAAAGCAGCUAUUCUAUGCCCCACCCUCUCUUAAUGUUUCUGUUGAGAUUACAUCAACAUUAAAUAAAAAAGAUAAUUUCAAAUCACUUUACACUUAACCCUUCUGUAGUUACAUCUGAAACUAAGACCGACAGAAAAAGAAAAGUUGCUAUAUUCUAUGUCGUUAUGGCUAGGAACUAUACUAAAAUGUGCCUACAUCAAAAAAAGUGGAGUGUUUUAAUGGGGAAAGAAUUCAAAAAUCAUGGAAAACAUUGUGAAUGAUAUCAAAUUUUAAAUCAAAGCGAAAUAUAAAACAAUUUAAUUAGAGCAGUUAGUAACUAUAUAAACAAUAUACAAUAUUUCAAAUUUCAAGAGUGUAGGAAAGUCAUGAUGUCCGCUUGUUAAGUCAUGAUGUAUGGAAUACUGUUUCCGGGUCGAAACCACUAAUUUGAAUUGAGAAAAUAUUCGUUUAUGAGCACUUUUUAGUCAUAUCACACAUUAACAGUCUCUCGACUUUUUGCAUUACAGACCUCAACAUUUUAACAAUUUAUAAAAAAAUUAUCACUUUCUGACUACCGGAUAUUAAGCAUGGGUAUAUAUAUUGCAAUCGUGAUUUUUGAAAGUAUUACAUUGCUUUGUUGACGUUUAUUAUUACUAACAUUUGUUGAGUGUCCCCAUACAGUUUGAUUGAUGGCUUGGACCCGAAAGCCGAUUCGGUUGACGUCGCACUUAACAAGCGGAUACUGGCUCUCUGCAGUUAUCUGAUUGGAGGAAUUUUUGCACAGCCUCGUUUAAUGAAGUUUUUUUACACAAAUCACACUACUGUUUUAGAAAUUGGAUUUAUGCAAAUAAAUUGGUUAACAAGAAACUCAAAAUCAAUCAACAUCCUGGAGUUCUCAACGAAUCUAUCUUUUAAAGUUAUCAGGUAUUGUUAAAAAUCAGUUUCCCAGUGAAGAAAAUGUUUACAGUGCCAGAUUUUAUUGUUUAUUUUAAUAUUUUUGUUUAUCAAACAGAACAUCAUGGUUUAAAUAAUUAUUUACAGUCAUUCUGCAAUCACUCACAAUAGUGGGAUGUGCUUGCUCAUUUAAAAUGUCAUUUAUAAAGCAUUUUUAUAUCACAAAGUACCAUUUGAUGUAGUGACAAUAUACGAGUAAGAUUAUUAA